Messenger RNA from Psylliodes chrysocephalus, 426 nucleotides. The record is from the annotation of a GenBank genome assembly. Lineage: Eukaryota; Metazoa; Arthropoda; Insecta; Coleoptera; Chrysomelidae.
AUGGUAAAAAAUAUUAAUCCCGUUUCUUCAAAUGUAUGUCUUUCAAAAGUGGUUCACACUGGAAAUGGCGGACUCGUGGUUAGCUGUGAGAAUUCAGAAGAUUCCAAUAAAUUCAAAAAUAAUAAUUAUACCAUUAAGGAAGUGCUAGUUUUAAAUCCUAGAUUCAAAAUUGUUGGUAUGUCUGAACAACUAUCUGAUGAAGAACUAAUUAACUGUCUCAAAAUUCAAAAUAUAAAUGAAAUAGUUGGUGAUCUAACAGUUAUAUCUCAUUUUCCACUUAAGAAAAACAACAAACUUCAUCAGGCAGUUAUUCAGUGCGAUAUAUCUACCUAUAAAAAUGAUUAUUGUUCCAUCUAUGACGCAAUUGAUUUGAGGAGAUGUUUCAAAUGUUGUGGUUACCAUAAUUCGUCCAGAGUUUGUAAAUAG